This is a messenger RNA of Tupaia belangeri chinensis (Chinese tree shrew), 2392 nucleotides long. It is a transcript of the gene SACK1F, whose product is annotated as scaffolding CK1 anchoring protein F. NCBI's taxonomy places the organism in Eukaryota, Metazoa, Chordata, Mammalia, Scandentia, Tupaiidae. Gene Ontology annotation, biological process: signal transduction. Gene Ontology annotation, molecular function: protein kinase binding. The record is from RefSeq and is a predicted model, not a curated record.
GGAGCAGCUGCGGGAUUUCCUGUCCAGCCGGGAGCGCCAGGCCCUGCGCGCCGCCUGGAGCCCCUACGAGGACCCCGCCCCCGCCGCCCCAGCCCGGGGCAAGGGCAAGGCCAAGGCCAAGGCCGCCGAGCCUGCCCCCGCCGAGCCCAGCGAGUCCCUGGCCUACUGGCCCGAGCUCUCCGACACCGAGGUGCCCCCGCUGGACCUAGGCUGGACGGACAGCGGCUUCUACCGCGGCGUGAGCCGUGUCACCCUCUUCACCCACCCCCCCAAGGAGGAGAAGGCUCCGCACCUCAAGCAGGUGGUCAGGCAGAUGAUCCAACAGGCCCAGAAGGUCAUUGCUGUGGUUAUGGACCUCUUCACUGAUUGCGAUAUCUUCCAAGACAUUGUGGAUGCUGCCUCUAAGCGCCGGGUCCCAGUGUACAUCAUCUUGGAUGAAGCAGGAGUGAAGCACUUCUUGGAGAUGUGUCAGGGCCUGGAACUCCUUGACUUCCGUAUUCGAAACAUUCGUGUGCGCUCUGUGACAGGCGUUGGCUUCUACAUGCCCACGGGAAAGAUCAAGGGAACCCUGUCAUCAAGGUUUUUGAUGGUGGAUGGGGACAAAGUAGCCACUGGAUCUUACAGGUUCACCUGGAGUUCCUCCUACGUGGACAGGAACCUUCUCCUGCUCCUGACAGGGCAGAACGUGGAGCCCUUCGAUGUGGAGUUCCGGGAGCUGUACGCCAUCUCCGAGGAGGUGGACUUGUAUCGGCAGCUGGGCCUGGCAGGUGGGCCAGGAAGGCUUGGCCUCAACUCCUCCACAGUGGCACGGAAAAUCAUCAACCCCAAGUAUGCCCUGGUGGCCAGCAGCCGCCCACCGCCCGGGGAGAUGAUGCGCUGGGCUGCCCGGCAGCAGCGGAAGACUGGCAGUACCCCAGAUGCGCCGGAAGAGGGCAGCCCGGGGGCUGAGGGGGCUCGGCGCCUGGAGAACUUCCUGAAUGACCUGGUCACAGUGGAGCAGGUGCUUCCCCCCGUGGAGCCCAUUCCCUCAGGAAAGCUGAGCCAGAAGGAUGGCAGGGUGGUCUCUCACCUGCAUGUGGACCUGAAGCCCAAAUCCCGCGAGCCCCUCAUCCGAAAUGGCAAGGGAGAAGCUGCCAAUGGGGAGGCCACCCCAGCCAAGGAGGGUCGGCGCUUUGGCAGCCGAUUCUUCAGCCGGCGGACCAAGAGGCCUGCGACGCCCAGUGGCAUGACCAGCUCCCUCUCCACUGAGACUUUUGCCAGUGCAGAGAUUCUGGUGGGGAAGAGGCCCAAUGAGGACUCCAGUGCCAAUGUCUCAGGUAAAACAAGUCCCAGUUCCACCAAACCCAGCAACUGUGUGAUUUCCUGAGCCAAGGACAGUAGUGGGCAGGACCCUUGGAUGCCCACCCCUCCUGCGUGGUGCCAAGGAGCGCACAGGGCACACCCUGCAGCGGUUUACACACCAGACCCCGCCUGGCUUCCUGCCCUGCAGCCUCUGUCCUGGCCUCAGACCCUGAAUCCCAUAUGGGGGGCCCGCAGCAUCUCAAGAGAAUCACGUACCUCCACCUGACUGCCAGUGGCUGGGGGGGGGGGACUGCCGCCAUGUUUACAUGAAGUGGAAGCCUGAUGAGUGUCCGCUCUCCUUUUCGCCGACCCCGUCCCCCACUGGGCUAGCCUCACCCCACAGUCCUGAUGGAGUGAGGGCCGUGUCUUCAUACCUUAAUGGGACAGGUCCCCAGGGCAGGCAGCCCCAGCUCCCUGGCUUCUCCUUCCCCAGGCUUCCUGGUGCUUCUGGUUCCCCUAAGAGGUUAGCAGAAUAAACGGGAAGAGGAUAGGGCUCUGAGCCAGAGACCCCGAGAUCCAGUCUUAUUCUGGCCUCUGAACUCCAGGUGGACAAUGUGGCUGGGACAGUAGGGGCAUGGCCUAGACCCUGAAUAGAAUGAAGGAAAGUCACUCCAGCCUCCCCUAGCUGGGGACUGAAUUUGCCACUUCCUCUCUGAGUGCCUUCCACUGAGGUCUCCCCUCUCUCCCUCAUGCUAUCCUGGUGGCCUGGGUUGGGGUGGUCCAGGCCCCUGGCUGUCACCUGCAUCAAGCCUCUGAGGGGUUCUUUAUAGCAGCCUUACCUGGACCACUGCUCUGUGGUUUGCCUUGUUUUUCAGCCAGAGGCAGGGCUUGGCUAAAGGGAUGGACCGUGGGGGAGCCACGGCCAUGAGGCAUUGGGCCCAACUGUCAGCAGCACGUGCCCUCCCCCACCCUGAGUUAUCCUUGUCCCCUUUGCCAGCCAGGAUUUCCCCAGUUACACUUAAGCCAAAGAGUAGCUUUAGCCAGGCCAGCCCAGCCCAGCGCAUGGUGGUUAAGGAGCUGGAUCCCACAUGGCCGACUACAUGGUUCAAGU